Messenger RNA from Nestor notabilis (Kea), 1413 nucleotides. Its product is annotated as ankyrin repeat domain-containing protein 32-like. The transcript is spliced from 10 exons. The annotation marks the transcript as partial. Gene Ontology annotation, biological process: positive regulation of double-strand break repair. The record is from RefSeq and is a predicted model, not a curated record. NCBI's taxonomy places the organism in Eukaryota, Metazoa, Chordata, Aves, Psittaciformes, Psittacidae.
AUGGCAAGUGCCGGGCAGAAGCGGAUAAUCCAAUUCACUGGAUUUAAAAAACGGGAGAAAAAGGCGUUGCUCAAAUGGCUGUUCAAACUGGACUGUGUGUUCAUAGAUAAUAAGAAAUACAGGAACUGUACACAUCUUAUAGCAAAAAAGCUGUGCAAGAGUGAAAAGUUCUUAGCGGCCUGUUCUGCUGGAAAGUGGAUACUAACUAAGGAGUACGUAAUUAAUAGUGCCGAAAGUGGCAGAUGGCUUGAUGAAACAACGUAUGAAUGGGGAUAUGAAAUUGAAAAAGGCACCCAUUAUUCACCUCAAAUGCAAUCUGCACCUAAAAGAUGGCGCGAAGAACUGACACGCUCUGGUGCUCCAGGGGCCUUUCACAGAUGGAAAGUUGUCCUUCCUGUAAAAGAAGGUGAUAAACAAAUGGCAUCUAUUAGAAGAGUUCUUCAAGCUGGAAAGGCAGCCAUAUGUUCAUCGCAAAAUGCAGAGCACAAUAUAACUCAUAUUUUCGUCAAUAAUAAAAUUUUUCCUAUGCAAAGCAAAAAAUGUCUCUCUGAAGAUCAUUACUACCCUGUGCAAUAUCUAGGACAUUACAUUUUUGAGAAUGAGACACAAAACACCAACGAUAUUAGAAUGGACCAUUUCCCGGCUGCACAAGAAGGAGACAAAAUCAUGUCGAACAUGCAGCUUGCUGAAAUGAAAAAUGCUGUUAUAAAACAUAUGUAUUUUGGUGCAGCUGUUAAGCACAGGUUUGCUCAAAAAGACCAGCUGAACAAGUGUGGCCCAGAGGUUAAAAACACUGACCCAUCCAGAGGGACAUGGUAUAUACUUGAGGGAUUAGUUGAAGAGUAUUUGUUUCCUGAUGUAAUCACAGAACUUGCUGCUAGUCAAAAGUACUCUACACCUCCUGUGCAACUUAUUCAGUCUCUUCUACGAUAUGUCUUAUUGGGAAAUACUGAUGCAUUAUUUUAUGCUAAGCUUCAUCACGUUUUGUACCUUGUUCUCCAACAUGAUCCCCCUUGGAAGUCCCCAUCUAUGUUAAAGUAUUAUUUGGAACUUCUUCAGUGUCCUGUCUGUAAGAAGGGCACAUGGUCCUUGAUAGAGAUGCUUGUAAGGUCUUGCCUUUAUUGCAAAACCAUUUGUCAUGCAGUCCCAGUUUCAGGGGGAGGAGGUGAACAGAGGAUAGUUCACAAAAGAUUAUUGAAGUUUUUCUUUGAGUUAGUAAAAUCUGAAGUAGAGUAUCUGACAAAAAGUUUGGUUGAAGGGACCAGUUCACAGCAUCAGCAAGUCAGGCCACAGACAGUUCUUCUAAAGACCUUUUGGCUGGGAAGUGAAACCUCAGUGCUUUUUACCAAAAACAUAAAUAUUUUAGCAGAUUGGGUCAUACUUUCCCAUAGAGAAUUGAACAGAAAAAAUGAU